UACCUAACACAAAAUGUAUCAGAUAAUCUUUCAAGCAAUGCCUUCAUGCUUCUUGCUUCAGCAUUCCCACCGCAAAAUAAGCAAGAAAUGACUACCCCGCAAGGACAACCUUUUAUGAUAGGAGAGGGAAUGCGAGAUUCAUUUGAAAGAGAAGUUUGUGCCAAUCAGAAUGAUCCUGGGUUUGCUGGCUCUUCUCGAAGUGCAAUGUCCAUAUGUAGGUCAAGUUUAGAUGAAUUAUCUUUUGUAGAUGAUAUACAUACAUCAGAAAAUUUGCCUACAUCAUAUAGCCACUUACCUCAUGUGGGGGACUGCAUGAAUGAGAGAUUGGAUGGAACUCGAGAGGAAAAAAACAUAGCUGAGGAUACUUGUGGAAGUCAGGUUACAGUCACUUCUUGCAGCUCAGAAGUGAUAAUCUCCGCUAACAGUGGUGACUGCAUAAAUGAGAGAUUGGAUGGAAUUCGAGAGGAAAAAAUUAGAGCUGAGGAUACUUGUGGAAGUCAGGUUACAGUCGCUUCAUGCAGCUCAGAAGUGAUAAUCUCCACUAAGUGUGGUGACUGUAUAAAUGAGAGAUUGGAUGGAAUUCGAGAGGAAAAAAUUAGAGCUGAGGAUACUUGUGGAAGUCAGGUUACAGUCGCUUCAUGCAGCUCAGAAGUGAUAAUCUCCGCUAACAGUGGUGACUGCAUAAAUGAGAGAUUGGAUGGAAUUCGAGAGGAAAAAAAUAGAUCUAAGGAUACUUGUGGAAGUCAGGUUACAGCCACUUCUUGCAGUUCAGAAGUGAUAAUCUCUGCUAACAGUGGUGACUGCAUUAAUGAGAGAUUGGAUGGAACUCGAGAGGAUGCUUGUGGAAGUCAGGUUACAGUCACUUCAUGCAGCUCAGAAGUGAUAAUCUCCGCUAACAGUGGUGACUACAUAAAUGAGAGAUCGGAUGGAACUCGAGAAGAGAAAAUUAUAGCUGAGCAUACUUGUGGAAGUCAGGUUACAGCCAUUUCUUGCAGUUCAGAAGUGAUAAUCUCCGCUAAGAGUGGUGAUUUAGGAAAUGAAGCGGUCAAUUUGCCCAAGACAAUAUCGAGAAAGAAAGAUGAAUUCCCAAAAAAAGAAAUUGAUUGGGAUGAAUUGAGGAAGACCUAUUCUACUGGUAGAUCCGGUGUUCUUACCGAAAGAAAUAGGGAUUCUGUCAAUUGGGAAGCCGUUAGACAUGCAGAUGUUGAAAAGAUUUUUGAGCCAAUCAAAGGUCGAGGACAGGGUAAUGUUCUUGCUGCAAAGAUCAAGAAUUUUCUUAAUCGAUUGGUUAAAGAUCAUGGAAGCAUUGACCUUGAGUGGUUAAGAGAUGUCCCACGAGAUAAAGUGAAAGAAUACUUGUUGAGCAUAGAUGGGAUUGGACCGAAGAGUGUGGAUUGUGUUCGACUUUUGACACUUCGGAAUCUUGCUUUUCCUGUUGACAUAAAUGUUGCUCGAAUAGCAGUACGUCUAGGAUGGGUCCCUUUGCAACCAUUACCUGAUGGCAUCCAGAUGCAUCUUCUGGAGAGGUACCCCCUGGAGAGUGACAUACAAAAGUACCUUUGGCCACGUCUUUGCAACCUUGAUCUGCUAACACUAUAUGAACUGCAUUAUCACAUGAUCACAUUUGGAAAGGUUUUCUGUACGAAGAGAAGUCCAAACUGUAAUGCCUGCCCAAUGAGAGCCGACUGCAGACACUUUGCAAGUGCAUUUGCAAGUUCUAGGCUUCGCCUCCCAGGACCACAGCAGAAAGGAGUGGUCACCGUUAAGCAGCCUGUUAGAGUUGAUGAAGUCCCAAACAUGUGUCUGCCGUCACCAGCUUUGUCCCUUUCUAGCAGAAGCUUCUUGGAGUCCGGGUUCCAGAAUCAAGAUUGUGAGCCUAUCAUAGAAAUGCCAGCAUCUCCGGAGCACAAACCUCUAGAAUCACUGGAACGAGACAUUGAAGACUUUCCUUAUGAGGUGGAGCAUGAGCAGGAGAUACCUACCAUCCGACUCAACACUGAAGAGUUUCGAGAAAAUGUCUUGAACUUUAUCAACAAGUCCAACACUAAAGAGUUUCAAGAAAGUGUGUUGAACAUUGUUGAUGAGAUCAGUACAUUGAAUCGAGAUGAAGAAGUGUCAAAAGCCUUGGUUCUUUUGAAUCCAGUGUCUGCUUCACAUCCUGCUCGUAAACUGAAGUAUGAGAGUCGACUAAGGACUGAGCACUUAGUGUAUGAGCUUCCAGAUUCACAUCCUCUUUUGAGUGGGUUUGAGGAACGGGAGCCUGAUGACCCCUGCCCUUACCUUCUUGCCAUCUGCCGAACAGAGGAACUAGAAAGACGUGAUGCAGAGAUAUGUUCAGGCAGUCCAAGUUCCUCCCAAUAUGAUCAGAUAGUUUAUGGAACUAUUUUGAUACCAUGUCGGACGGCGAACAGGGGAAGUUUUCCACUUAAUGGAACGUACUUUCAAGUUAAUGAGGUUUUUGCUGAUCAUGAGUCAAGCAAAAACCCAAUUCCUGUUCCGAGGACGUCAAUAUGGCAUUUGAGACGAAGAACUUUAUUGUGUGGAACUUCAGUUACGACCAUUUUUAAAGGCAUGUCAACAGAAGACAUUCAAUAUUGCUUUUGGAGAGGAUAUAUGACUGUGAGAGGAUAUGACAGAGAGCAGAGGGCACCCAGACCCCUCCAUGAUCGGUUCCAUUCAGGAUCAAAAAGUAAAAGAUAGUCAAUUCUGAUGAUUUGCAUUUAGAGGUGGCAAAAUUAUUUGAUAGGUGAUAAAAGCGUAAAACUGUACCCAUUUAUCAUUCGUUUAACAUAAUUUUCUUGUGAGAAUCAUGAUCGUCCUUUGAUGGAAAAGGUCAUCCUAGUCGCUCAUAUAGUUGCUAGAAUUGUUUCAUUCUUUUGCUAUUUCUAUUACUUGACAGGAUUUUCUUGUUGUAGUUAUUCCAAUCAUUGCUUUGAUCAUUUGGUUAGUCUAUUUUCCUGAUUGAGAGCUAUCCUGCCAAGUUACAAGGACAUAACUUAUGCUAGAUCCUGGGAGACCUUUAUUCUCUGUGAAACAAAGGAAGAUAUCUAUUCUCAUUUGGGAUGCACUCAAAUGGUAUAUGACUUGAAAAAUAUCAAGGAAAAAGAUGGUGUAUGACUUGAGUGCCUUUAUUUAGGAGGAGUCGAACAUACGUCAGUCAGCUCAUUGUCAUACAAAGUGUUUGAUGUAUUCUGGACACUAUAAAUUUAUGGUUGUUUAUUCUUC
Molecule: messenger RNA, 3225 nt
Organism: Nicotiana tabacum (common tobacco)
Lineage: Eukaryota; Viridiplantae; Streptophyta; Magnoliopsida; Solanales; Solanaceae
Source: RefSeq, a predicted model, not a curated record